CAGUUCUCGGCCUCCACGGAUUAGCUGCACCAGCUCCGGUACUACUUUGACUGACAACGAAAUCCUAUUUGACCAGAAUCUUCUUUACUACCCGGAUCGAACCAGAAACUGCCAUCUUGCGGCGGCAGAUGUAACUACUAAGACAACUACAGCUCCUUCGUCAUAUCAACUACGAAUAUUUCUAAAGUAACCGUUCUUCAAAUCAAAAUGCAGAAAACCGAUAUCAGCUUUGCAAUACAAAAAGCUAAAAAGCAAUUAAUGUCUCGCGACAAAGCUGCACAAACGACAGCCGUUGAAUGGUUGAACAAUGAAUUGCAAACAGAGUCAGCGGCAGCACGAAAUCUUCUGGUAGAGAAGCUAAUAAAUUCCGACAUUGUUAGCGUCCUCUGCGAAGCCCUCGUUUGUUCCCGUGGUCAACUUCUAAUGUCUGUUCUCCAGUGCCUGGAAAUAUUUUCCGGAAAUGAGAAAUUCUACAGACACAAUCAUGCUCUGUAUGCGGUCGAAUCUAUCCUGCGCAUUGGUCAUCUGAUGACGAAGAACACCGAUGAAGUGGAGAGACUAGGCUGUGCCGUGUGCACGCUGUUCGUUAUUCUCAGUGGAGCGAAACGUCUGGCGGUACCCGUAGAGAGAAUCUGCAACGCAGAACAGAUAUUCGAGUUCCUGGGAAAUCUAAUUACCACAAAGUCACCAAGUUAUCUAUUAAGAUUCUCAGCCAGUAAGAUUCUUUGCUUGAUGAUGGACCACGCACUACCCCGUAUAAGGAACGAUGAUCUCGUAGUGAUCCUCCCAUUAUAUAUAGAGAGUUUAAGAUCCAUGAGAAGUAUCAUUGAACAGAUUGAGAUAGAUGAAAAAUAUAUUCUCAAUGCUAUGACCGUUAUUUGUCGCACCUGCGCACUUGGUACUCGCUUCUGCUCGAACGAAGAUUACGUCAACGAGGGUUCACGUGGGUUCAUAGAUUCAGGCAGGAUUGUAAAUGCCCAGCAUAGAAGCUCCUUUGCACUGUCAACAUACAGCACGAUGAUGGAGGUGAUCAUUCCUCGUGCCAGAGAAAUCAAAACGAGCUGUGCCACGAUUUACUUGAACCUCGUAAGCUGCCUAAACGACCUGUACAGACUGAGAGAUUGUAAUUGCGUCGACUUGUCAAACCACUUAGCAGCGAAAGGAUACCUGAAGUAUCUCUCGCGAUUAACGACAUUUCCCACGCAGGAUAUGAAUCGGGCAAUUUUAUUAUUGCUGUCCAGAAUACUUGUGACACUUUCUGUUGACUCACUUCCGGCUGAGAAUUGGCCUGGAGGUUUGAAUUGUUUUAAACAAUUCAUUGUGGAAGGUGUCAUGUCCUUACCCAAAUAUUAUCCCGACUGGAAACUGUUGUUAGCUACUCAUGGAAUAGACGCUGAUGCUUUUUUACUUAUAGUUUACUAUCACUUUCUCAGCACCUGCGAAGAAGAUGACGUGCUAUUGGAAUCUCUUGUAGAAAAGAUUUUAACACUUCCUUACGAUAAAGUCACGCCUGCUGCUAUAGUAAAGCCAUUAUGGUUACUAUUUGCUGUUUCAGCCCUGUCCCACACGUCACUGUCUUCUGUAAAGGAUUAUGAAAAAUGUGUACAACUUUUAAAUUGCCUCAUUUUAAAAGCUGAUGCACAUAAAUGCUACACGCAUCAUCCAGCUCUUCUCUAUCACUGUAUUCACAGUGGAGAAAUUUCAUUGGAAUUAAAAGCCAAAGUUGUACAAUUAUGGCUUGAAUCAGAUGGCGACAUGAAGUCUCUGAUCGAAGCUGAUUGCGUGGAGUCAACUUGUCACAGUCUACUUAAUGCAGUAGAAACCGGUUCCGCCAAGGUGGUGGAUCUUGCAGUGAAAGGAAUUUGCGAAUUGACAAGAGUCAAGGAAAGCGCUGAAAAAAUGGCCGUUAUAGUUUGGGAAAUUUUACCACGCAUCCUUACAUCAUAUACACCGGAAACCAGUAUAAACGUACGAGGAAUGCUGGAAAUUGCAGAUGUAACACCACCCAGAAGAGUUUCCAGCGCAACAAUAAAGUGUUGCGCUAUCCUCUUAAUGAAGACCUUCGUCAGGAGUGACGUGGACGUUUCCCUGAAGACUUUAACAGUAAACCAAGCAUACACCAUGCUACUAAAAUCCAUAUCUCGUAAGGACAGUAAAGUGCUCGAGGUAUUUCUUAAUGAAUCGGAUAUACUUAAAGAUUUAUUAACAUGUGGUUUCUCAAAAGAGAAUCUCGACUUGGCCACAGCAUCCCUCAAGAUUUUAUCUCUCAUUGUACUCUCCCAGACGAAGCUUUUAAUCCAGUGCGAAAACUCACUGCCGAUUGAGAUGAUGGACGUGUUCCGGGAACUUGCUAAUGAGAGCAAAUCUUUAUGCAUAAUGCAUUUACUCCACGUGCUUCUAAACUACAAGAUGGAUAAGCCAGCUGUUACCUUUCGCCAAUUUCGUGACGAUCAAGAACGGGCAAUCUCCUUGCAGAGUCUUUACAGAAUACUUCAUGUUGUCCAUGCUAAAAAUGGAGUAGAAGUCAGAGAUUUGGUUUACUCUUGUCUUUCUGGUGUACUGAAAUGUUGCUAUUCUUCUGGAGAUAAGGAAACUUUAAAGAACUUAACGGAACAGCAUUUCACUGCGCUUCUUAUUAAAAUGACUAUUGUAUCUGGACACAUCAGUACUGAUUUUUUGGAAUUUCUUAGCUGCUGGCUGCACUAUAGAAAAAUUGCUUUUGAUAUUAGUGUCGCACAGGAAAGAGACAAGUCCAGGGCACUAUCCAGAGAUUGUUUUGAACGGACGUUAGACAUUUUAGUUAAUUUUCUCAAAACUAUUGACACCGCACAACCUGACAUCGGCGACGUACUGUCAAGAAUAAAGCAAUCAAUCAAAAUAUUUGACCCAUCCUUAAUAUCUCCCAAUGAAUAAUUCUCGCGCGUAAAAAAGAGUAUGUUUAAUUGUUUACUGUCUUAAUAUGUUACUCGUAUAUAGAAAUUAUUAAUUUUACAUAAUGUAUUAACUAGAAUCAGACUAAGGGAGGAAUAUAUUUUAAAACAUGUGAACGAUA
Cephus cinctus (wheat stem sawfly) is the source of this 3052-nucleotide messenger RNA. RefSeq lists its product as uncharacterized. Gene Ontology annotation, biological process: meiosis I. NCBI's taxonomy places the organism in Eukaryota, Metazoa, Arthropoda, Insecta, Hymenoptera, Cephidae. The transcript has 16 exons. The record is from RefSeq and is a predicted model, not a curated record. Bases 208 to 2913 code for a protein of 901 amino acids.